AAUUCUCCCUCUUUUGUAUUCGUAAAACAAACGCUAGAAAUAAAACACUCGAAUUUCAUCAACCUCAAAUGUAUCAAUAUUACGAGCAUUCAUGACAUGCUCUGCUUUCAUAAUUCAUGCCUCUUCCACCAUCGCCUGAAAUGCUCGUCGGCGGCUCCGUUCACAUCUCGCGAAAGUCAGCCUUUGCAAACAAUUAUUUUGUUUAUGCAUUCGUUUUGGUGUUCAAUUUUGCCUAUAGUUUACUCGGGAAAAAACUGGUUUUGGCUCGUUUGAGAACUUUCGGGGUUUCAUGAUUAAUUUGUAAAAUUUGAAGCUUUAAAAAGAAAAUUAGUGAUUAAGGAGCUUUAAGUAUCUUUUCUAUUCCUAAUCAGAAGCUUUUUGAUGGCAUUCGGUUUUAUAAACGGGCUAGUAGUUGUCGUUAUGCUGUUGUCUGCUGAAGAAAAAAAAACUACAUUUCCAUCCUUGAGUUCAUGUGUAGAUGACGUUUUCACAGUUGAUCGGAGCAUUUAAUACCUUUGAAUAUGACUGGAGAAUGUAUAACUGUACGCAGAUUCGUGGCAAUUCGGAAUAUUAAAGGAAUUGCACAGUACAGACAACCAAAUCAAACUAGAUGGAAAGCUAAUUUCACAACAUGCAGAAUCCAGGAGAGCUUCUACAAUCAUUUCCAGUGUUUUCAUUUGGGCACUCACAGAAGAAACAAUAUGGUAAAUCAUGCCCAUCUGACAUGGAAGAGGUUCCAAAAACAGUCUAUGUAUAUGGGGUGGACUUCUCUAUCUAUAAAUAGAAUAGCUCAAGCAGUAAGCUUGGCUUUGAACCGCCCUUAUGUGGCUUUUCCUGGUAUCUUUGCAUUAACAUGUGGAAGAAAUGUAGCACUGGCACAGGCAACACAAGACACAAACUUUGUCUCCAAAAGGAAUAAACUGUAUAUGCAUGCUCAAGAUGGAAAUGUUUACUUUACGUCAUUGAUACGGUCUAUGUUCGAUUCGCUUGUUCUGCUGUUGAGAGUAAUGUAUUUGGCUGUACUCUUUUCACCAAGUGUAGUAAUGGCUCCAUUUGCAGAUAUUUUUGGACCCCGUUACACAGAAAUCUGGCUCCAGGUUGUUCGUCAAACACUUGAAAGAGCAGGCCCUGCAUUUAUAAAGUGGGGCCAAUGGGCAGCUACUAGGCCAGAUCUUUUCCCUAGUAAUGUAUGCACUGAACUGUCAAAGCUCCAAACAAGUGCCCCUGAACAUAGUUUUGCCUACACAAAAAAGACCAUUGAAAGAGCUUUCGGCCGUAAAAUUUCAGAAAUCUUUGACGAGUUUGAAGAAAAACCUGUAGCAUCUGGAAGUAUUGCUCAAGUUCAUCGCGCUUUCUUGAGGUAUCAAUACCGCGGUAGGAAGAUCAAGCCCAUGGCUGUGGCCGUGAAAGUAAGACAUCCUGGAGUUGGCGAGUCAAUAAAAAGAGAUUUCGAGAUAAUAAAUAUAGUUGCAAAAAUAUCAAAAUUCAUUCCUACUCUUAAGUGGUUAAGAUUGGAUGAAAGUGUCCAGCAAUUUGCUGUUUUUAUGAUGUCUCAAGUUGACCUUGCUAGGGAGGCUGCCCAUUUAAGCCGCUUCAUUUAUAAUUUUAGAAGAUGGAAGGAUGUUUCUUUUCCAAAGCCUGUAUAUCCAUUAGUACAUCCUGCAGUGUUGGUGGAAACAUUUGAGCAAGGAGAAAGUGUUUCAUAUUAUGUUAAUGAGCUCGAGGGGAAUGAACGGAUUAAAAGUGCACUUGCUCAUAUUGGAACCCAUGCACUUCUAAAGAUGCUUCUGGUGGACAAUUUUGUGCAUGCUGACAUGCAUCCUGGAAAUAUCCUCGUCCGGGUAACCCAGAGCAAGUCUUCAAGGAAACACAUCUUCAAAUCAAAGCCCCAUGUUAUUUUCCUUGAUGUUGGCAUGACUGCUGAGCUUUCUAGUAGUGAUCGAGUAACAUUCCUGGAGUUCUUUAAGGCUGUAGCUCGUCGAGAUGGGCGCACAGCUGCAGAAUGCACUUUGAAAUUAUCUAAACAACAGAACUGCCCUAAUCCCAAGGCAUUCAUUGAGGAGGUGAAAGAGUCAUUUGAUUUCUGGGGUACAGCAGAAGGCACUUCAAUCCAUCCAGCUGAGUGCAUGCAGCAACUGCUUGAGAAAGUUAGACGCCACAGAGUGAAUGUUGAUGGGAAUGUGUGCACUGUGAUGGUGACAACUUUAGUCCUUGAGGGUUGGCAGCGGAAGCUUGAUCCUGGGUAUGAUGUAAUGCACACAUUACAGACGCUGCUGCUCAAGGCAGAUUGGGCAGAGUCGCUUUCAUAUACAAUCGAAGGACUCAUGGCUCCUUGAAGGCUUCCUGCAGGAUCCAACAAACACUUGCACAGUGUACCAACGGAAGUAUGUGUUUGCAGGAUCCAACAAAAAGUUCUUUAGGUAAUAGAGUAAUAAAGUCUUUCAGUAUUCAUUUUUUGUGUAAUCAAGUAAUAGAAAUCCAAAGGCAUCAACAGGACAGGAAAGAGAACAGAAGUUAAGAAAACAUUUUUCUCAGUUUUGCUUUGUUUGUAAUUGUACUUAUUUUCAUUGGGAUAAAAAAUAGGGAAAAUGGAAACUAAUAAUCCAACCUUUUAGCGGUCUUCUUUUAAUAGUCCGACCUUUUCGUUAUUCAUGAAUAAUCCAACCUUUGCACCCCAUCUUCAUUGAUUGGUCCCCGACCGGUUGAUGACCUGCUAUUCCGAGUUAUUUUCUUAUCUCUGCAAACUAUUAUACCAUAAAUUCCACCUUUCACAAAGAUAAUAUUUUGCAAAGAUAAGAAAAUAACUUGGAAUAAUAGGUCAUCAACCGGUCAGGGACCAGUGAAUGAAGAUGAGGUGCAAAAGUUGGAUUAUUCACGAAUAACGAAAAGGUGGGACUAUUAAAAGAAGACCGCUAAAAGGUUGGAUUAUUAGUUUCCAUUUUCCCUAAAAAAUAAACUUUAUAAAUCCACAGCCAAUGUUUCCUUCCUGAACAAGUUGGCAAGGCGUUUUUUCCUCCACAACCAAUUCCCAAC
Molecule: messenger RNA, 3033 nt
Organism: Cuscuta epithymum
Lineage: Eukaryota; Viridiplantae; Streptophyta; Magnoliopsida; Solanales; Convolvulaceae
Source: the annotation of a GenBank genome assembly